Messenger RNA from Arctia plantaginis, 2865 nucleotides. NCBI's taxonomy places the organism in Eukaryota, Metazoa, Arthropoda, Insecta, Lepidoptera, Erebidae. The record is from the annotation of a GenBank genome assembly.
AUGAAGCGAUAUAAACGUCAUAAGGUUAAGGCGGAAAUGCCAGAGACAUCAUCUUCCCGCACCCGGGAGCAGGAAGACCAUGAUCUGGCGUAUUACAUCCAUGAUCGUGUUGAGUUAAUGCACCAAGUAUUUUCAGUAUUAAAAUAUAAGGAAUUGAAUGCAAUGGCACCUUCUUGCGUUAGGAAUAUAUCAGUAGAUGAUCUCCAGGAGCUGUGUACCGAGGAGCUGUUAGGUAUAAGUUCCAAACGUCUCUGCUCAAUUCUGGACGGAGCUGAGCCACCAUCAGACACAGAGUCCUCGAGCCAGUCAGCUACAGAACAGCUAGAGACCAUAUCUUUAGAUUCUAUAUCUUCUGACGAGGAACUAUUAAGUCAAGAAAAAUGUAAAAAGAAAAAGCAUAAACACCGUGAUCGCAAUUCCAAAUCCAAGUCUAAACGCAAGUCUAGUGAUGUUGACAAUGAUGAAGAUGCAGAGAAAUCUAAGGCAUCCAGAGCUGGUCUCACGGUCCUGGAGCUAUUGGAACUGCAGGCGAGGGCCAGAGCUAUAAGGGCGCAACUACAACAAGAACAGAGCAAACCAGUCCCAGAGUCUGUAGCUGCACAGUCCACGCAAUCCACAAAAUCACAGUCAUCGGAGGAUGAAGUUGAGAUCAAAGAAGAGCCGGCAGAAAUAGUAGAGAUAAGCAGCGAUGAAGAGAAGCCCAAGAUUGAAGAGUUGGAGAAGAGUAAUCCUCAUUUAAAAUCACCAGAAAUGCAAUCAAAAACAGUCACCAAAAGGGUCAACGACCUCGUUAUCACUGUGCCUCAGCAGAAAACACAAAAAAUUAAAUUGAAUCGGAAUAAAACUAUACCACAAGAGACCAAUACUAAAAAUAGUACACAGGACAAGGGAAAUGCAGAAAAAUCGAAAGAAAUAGUGAAUAAGGGUAUAUCUAAAAAUACAACUAAUAUCGACAAGCCGAAGGAUGCAUCUAAAGGAAAAGAUAUAAGUAAAACAGAUAAAAAUAAAGAAAAAUUUAAAAAAAGUAAAAAAAAGCGAUUGUCUAAUGUCAGUGACAAUGAUGAAAUUACUCUACAGUUGUCAGAUACAGAAAAAAUGGACCUUUUAGAAGAUCUAGACCGAAAGAAUUAUGACAAUGUCAGUUCUGAUACGAGUUCAGGUUCAGAAUCAGAUAAAGACGUUGUUAAGAAAUCCGUUCGCAAACAUACAGAUAUACAAAAUGGAAAUACGUCUAAAGGCAGUAAAGAUGAAAUCCAAAAUCGAGAGAGAAAAAUAUCUAGUGAUGGUAGGAAAUCUGAAGAUGAUACAAAAGAAACUGUUGACUUAAAAGAAGAUAUUAGCGUUGAAAGUGAAAAUGCAGAAGACGAUAAAAGUCAAGACGUGGAAACAGACAGCGUUGAAACUAAAGAGACCGAAGCUAAAGAAAAUGAAAACUCGAAUAGCAUAAUUGAAGACGGUAAUUCUCAGAGUACUUCUCAUACUGAUGUAGAAAUCGUUGGGGAAAUAAAACCUGACGUUGCAGGUAAUGGUACAGAAACUAUUCAUGAUGAUGAUUCAACCAUCCAAAAUGACGAUUCAUCAUUAGCGGCUCCUACUGAAAGUAGUGAAAUACGUAGCAAAUCUCCAUCAAAAGUUGAUGAGCCUGCAUCUAGUCAAGAAAAUAUUCAUCAAGAAGAAUUGGAAAAGAAAGAGAAUGAAAACGAUCUAUCAGAAGGAGAAAUAUCCGACAGAGAAAGCUCAGAAGUUGAAGCAUUUGAUCUAAAACCGGAGGUAGUUUGUAUCUCAGAUGAAGAAGAAGGGAAGCACAAAAAGAAAAGAAAGAAAAAAGAGAAGAAAUCUAAAAAAGAUAAAAAGAAUAAGAAGAAGGAUUUUCGCGAGAGUAGUGAUCAAAAUUUUCACGAAAUAGUUGAUUGCGCUAAAAAUCCUCGUAUUACGAUUCUUGUCCCUUUUGAUCUCGAACGAGAAGUCGUUAUACAUAAAAAAAUGACUCAGGAUUCUACCCCAUGUCUUCUUUCAAAAGGCUUACAAAAAAGUACAGAACCAACUAAAUUAAGUACUGUUGAAAUUGAUCUGACUACAUCGGAGAAAUCUCAAGAUUGCUCUUCGGGUUCCAAGGAUAUAGAGAUUAUUUCAGCCAGUUCAGAUCCAGCUGAAACUCCAUCAGACAUUGACAAUCAAAAUAUUGAAGAUGACAGUCCAAAUGAGGUUGUGGAAAUUAGUGAUGAAGUGUACGAACUUUCAGACGACUCGUCCAAUGAUGAUGAAACUGAAACACAAAAUGUACUGUCAAAAGAACCGACAGCGGCUGAAAUAGAAGCUUUAUCGGCGAAAAUAGAUGAAAUAGAUAGAAUAGAUGUCAUCACGGAAGAAGAAAUAAAAGAAUAUGAGGCUAAACAUGAAGAAGAUAAAGCCAAAACGAUGUCGUGGAAAGAUAGAUACUUAGACAGCAAUAAAGUUAAGAGAGUGCUUAAUACAUCUAACAUAUUAAAUGCCUUAAGGAAGAAGAAUAGACAGUUGAAAAAGAGACUAGAAGAAUCGAAAGCAGAGACUCAAGGGACUGACGACCUAGUGCCGACUGCUCAAGAUGUACAAGAAGAAACAAAAGAGCCAGAAAUUGCAGAAGGAUCUAUAGAACAUUAUAAUACUUUAGAAGGUUCAACAAAAUUCGUCGAUCCCGUCAAAGAACCUCCAAUUACCGAUACAUUGAAAAAGGAUGCUAAACAAUUGCUUAAAAUGUAUAAAAAGCUACUUAAAUAUAACGAUAUGAGUAGAAAAAAGGAUCCUACAAAGAAAAAGAAGAAGAAAAAGAAAGAGAAGAAGGACAAGGAAUGUGAAGGUGGAGUUAAAGAUAAGGAAUCGCAAUAA